AUGCCCUCCAUGAAUCAUACAUUCAAUGGCACAAUUUUCCAACCCUACAUGACGCUGUGUUUUGCCAAGACUCCAUAUAAGACCAGUGUCCUAGACAACGGUGGAGCGACGUGGUACAAAGACAAAGUGUUCGCCUGUAAUAUCUGUAUACUAUGUUGUGGGCCUAGCUCAGAGUUUUCAGGUGGACUGAAAGCGGUGCAUAGCUCUCACAAUGUCAUCGAUAUUAGGCCGAGUACGCUACCUAAAACCAAGCUACUUCUGUAUCCGCAGAUUUGGCCAGAAAAAAGAGCAGGACCGGACGUGCAUCUAUGGGGCCUGCGAGGCCUGAGAUCAAAUUUUCAAGAGAUUGUUCCAGAAAGCAAGUCGCUAUUAAUCACUUGCAGUACAUGGGCGGUAGCAAUCCCGAUGGCGGUACACAUACCCUACCAAUGUUCUCUUCCGGCAAUUCUGCAACGCGGCGGCGCUGCAUGUAUGUCUGGCGCGCCGUUACCGAAAACGCCUCGGGGCGUCGCUUCCCGAAGAUCUUUACAAAGACUGAAAGAAUUGACUGCCAAUAGAUCUCCCAACGGAAGAUUAGGUGAUGAAGGCAUUCACGAGGUCUUUCUCCUACACAUUGGUCAGAUGUUGAAUUUCUACGCGCUUGGGACAUAUGGGCUUUUAAAUCUCUCUGGAUAUACAUUGGCGAAAAGAGUCUUUAUAUCAGGAUUGGUUCUAUUCGGCAUCGCUGAUCGACAAAUGCUGAGGAAGCGGUUUGGGGAUAUACUUACUUGCAAAGCACGAGGCCUUGCGCUACCCUACCCUGACCCUGACCCUUACGGCAGUAUACUCACGAUAGUUUUUGAAUUAGGUAUGCUUAGAGCCGAGAAAUAUUUCAUCAAAUUUGGAGCAGCCCUUCGAAUUCCGAAACUCAUGAAAGAUGUGCGCGCCUCUGAAGACCUCUCCUUGUAUAAUCAGACCCCAGUAGACGAGAGUUUUCCAGAGGACAGAGCGGAACCAGAUAUAAGGAAAAAAGUUGAAGAGAAGAAAUUGGCUUACUUGGGACCAAGUGUAAGUUCGAGGCAAUCGACUCCAUGGGUUCGACGGUACUGUCUUAUCGCGAGGCUUCCUUCCUUCUCGUCAAGGUGGUUGGAAGGCUAUAGUGUGGAGGUCGUGACGUCUAUCAUAAUAGGGAUUCGCAAGCUGGUGGCUGCUACCAGCGAUGAUGCGAAAGAGAUAUGUGCGAUACUAAAGGCAUUGAAAGGGGAAUAUCUUGCCGGUAACACGGGAAAUAAUAUUCUUAACGUGUUGCUGAAACUGAUUAAGGCGGCAAAGAAAGCAUCGAAAGUCGAUGCGAAGGCGUUUAUAGGCUCGGUCAUUUCCACUUCACGCCGACUACCGUUCGCAGACGAAGCUAGGCCGCGUUCGUCCUCCUCUAACUUGACACUUAAAACGAAAAAGCCUACCGAAAGCGCCUCUCAAAGUCACACUGAUUCAACCCUUGCCUCGAAAGCUCACAGAAUCCGAAAGCGCUCGUUGCUCUUGCCGCCCACUAUAUUUUUCGUCCACCGCCCUCCCCUCUGCGGUCUCCGUACACAAAGCACAUCGGAAUAUCAUUUCUCCAUCCACGCCACCCAGGCACACAUUGUGCAGAACUGUUCGAAUAUUCAGGCACAGCAUGGCCAAAGCUCAAUGGUGAACCCAGUGCACCUUCCCUCUUCACACGCUACCGCCCGAGGAGGCACACAUACAUUCUCCCUCUUCCUCUUCUUUCUCCUCGUCACACGGGCUUUCAAGAAAUUCCAGUCGCCCUUUGAUUUGGUGCGAAUUUAUCUUCAGUCCGAUCAACUUUCAUACCCCGCCGUUAUAGGGGUUACCGAGAGUACCAUGUCGGCUGUGCUUUGCAUAAUCUCGAAUCCUCCUACGUACAACUAUUCCUUCCUCCACCUCACUCGACCUUUAUCCUCAAUCUGGGGCCUCCAGUAUGAAGUUAGCCUGGCUAUCUCCAGCGAUGGAGUAGUAAGUGCCUCCUUUACUCCACAUCUUCUCCAGCUCAAUUCCAACCGUACACCUAGUACCAAGCCGAGCUUCCCCCCGAGCUUCCUAGAGUUUUCAAAGAAUGAUGGAGUUAGGCAUUACGGAGAACCAUUGAAUUUUUCUCUCUGGUGGAACACUGGGGAAGCAUUACGGAGAACUGUUGAAUGUCUCUCGGCCACUUCAAUCCCCAAAACCUCUCGGAUUUUGGUACGGAGAACCAUUAAGUAUUCUUUACCUCGUAGUUGGCUCAAAAUGUUAGGAGCAGAUACUCAGGGCGAGAGUCCUACAUUACGGCAUUAUAGCCAACUCGAGAUAUAUACUAUAUUUGUGCGGAUGUCAACGUGGGUCUUUCUUUCCGCGUGUAGGGACUGGACUGCCUUCUGCUUCACACCCCCUUUUAGCAUGCAUCUUGCACCAAGUCCUGCAAAUCCUGGAGGUGAUAGGAACAUAUGCGCUGCCCCAGAUAAAUAUGAAAUCAUUUCUCCUUUUCCAUAUCCCGGCGCUUCCUUGCUGCCAAGUAUCCUCAGUGGUACGUAUCUUGGAUCUGCCUGGAUAUUCCACUUACCUACUCCAUCAAUCACUAUAUAUUUUAAUUCCACUAGCUCUUCAUCUGUGUUUGGUCAGCACUCCACUAGAGAUAAACAACAUCUAAAGUCAAUUGAUGUUAGGGGUGAACAGGAACGACUUCAUAUGUCAGAAAAUACAGUUGAAGAUUGGAGAUUGUUCACUUCAACAAGCUGA
Lindgomyces ingoldianus is the source of this 2754-nucleotide messenger RNA. RefSeq lists its product as uncharacterized. Lineage: Eukaryota; Fungi; Ascomycota; Dothideomycetes; Pleosporales; Lindgomycetaceae. The record is from RefSeq and is a predicted model, not a curated record. The transcript is spliced from 35 exons. Bases 1 to 2754 code for a protein of 917 amino acids.